This is a messenger RNA of Gongylonema pulchrum, 609 nucleotides long. The record is from the annotation of a GenBank genome assembly. Lineage: Eukaryota; Metazoa; Nematoda; Chromadorea; Rhabditida; Gongylonematidae.
AUGACAAAAACACUUUCGUAUGUAAAGGAAGAAAAGGACAUCAAGCCGAUUGCUGAUCGCGAAAAGAAAGUUGAUUCUGCUAGAAGUGUUUUCCAGGUUCUAUGCGUCGAAAAUGCUUUUGCUCACCGUCUGGACAUUACUCCAUAUCGCAGUGGUUUCGCUGUCAUCUACGAAGCAUUUGUGCAAUGGAUUCAGGUGUUGCAAUGGCCGCUGAUAAUAUCUUCAUCGGCAACAACAGUAAGUAUCCUAUGGAGACUGGUGAUGCUCUAUUUUGCGUAUCGUCGAAUGGUAUGUGCUACGAAGCCGCCAUCACGCGCUGGCACUUUUACGCAGCAGCCAUCCGCUUAUGAACAGCUCAAAAUCAAUCUCAGUCAAAAGGACGGAGGACGCUUAAAUGAUUACGAUGAGUUUUGGCCGGUGCGAUACAGUGUGCGGAAGAUUUAUGGGCCACCGUCAGAAGGCAAUUACGAAGAAAAAGCUGCACCAUUGAAAUCCAAUAAAGAAACAUAUGAAAACGUACUUGUGAAGGUAGAUCGUUUAAGUGACUAUGCAUUUAUUAAAACACUACAGGGUAAAGUUUUAAAUGAAACCAGUAGCCGGAGGCAUUAG